Messenger RNA from Neopelma chrysocephalum (saffron-crested tyrant-manakin), 1695 nucleotides. RefSeq names its product harbinger transposase derived 1 (gene HARBI1). NCBI's taxonomy places the organism in Eukaryota, Metazoa, Chordata, Aves, Passeriformes, Pipridae. Bases 227 to 1273 code for a protein of 348 amino acids. The record is from RefSeq and is a predicted model, not a curated record. The transcript is spliced from 3 exons.
AAGACACCACUUUUAGAAAUUCCAGCGGGAUCUAUCCUCCCCAGUCUCCACUGACAGCCACAAGCCGUCAGCAAAACGAAGCCCAGCCGACACGAGCCUGUCGGGAACCGACCUCCGCGAGCAGCGAAGUCAAAGUAAAACGCAGACGCGAAGCCGUAUCCCAAAGGUAAAGCCUCUGGGAAAACCCUGUCACGGAGGAGCCCCAGGGGACCCCUGGCCGUCAGCCAUGGCUGUACCUGUCGCGGUUCUUGACUGCGACCUCUUGCUCUAUGGCCGUGGACACAGGACUUUGGAUCGCUUCAAGCUGGAGGAUGUCACGGACGAAUAUCUAGUAUCCACUUAUGGCUUUCCCCGACAAUUCAUUUACUACCUGGUGGAUCUUCUGGGUGCCACUCUCUCACGCCCUACGCAGCGGUCCAGAGCCAUCAGUCCGGAGACACAAAUACUUGCUGCGUUGGGUUUCUAUACCUCUGGCUCCUUCCAGACUCGCAUGGGGGAUGCCAUUGGCAUUAGUCAAGCCUCCAUGAGCCGUUGUGUUGCCAAUGUAACUGAGGCAUUGGUGGAAAGAGCCUCACAGUUUAUUCACUUUCCUGAGGAUGAAGCUACUGUGCAGAACCUAAAGGACGACUUUUAUGAGCUGGCAGGCAUGCCGGGAGUGCUCGGGGUGGUUGACUGCACCCAUGUGGCAAUCAAAGCACCAAAUGCUGAGGACCUGUCCUAUGUAAACCGAAAGGGUCUCCAUUCCCUGAACUGCCUGAUGGUGUGUGAUGCCAGAGGAGUCCUCCUCAGUGCAGAAACGCACUGGCCAGGCAGCCUGCCCGACUGCACAGUGUUAGAGCAGGCAGCCCUCACAAGCCAGUUUGAAACUGAGCUACGUAAAGAUGGCUGGCUACUUGGUGACAGCUCCUUCUUGCUGCGGACGUGGUUGAUGACCCCUCUGCAUAUCCCCGAGACACCUGCGGAAUACCGGUACAACAUGGCCCAUUCUGCCACUCACAACAUCAUUGAGCGGACGUUCAGAACCAUUCGGUCGCGUUUCCGCUGCCUGGAUGGAUCCAAAGGCACCCUGCAGUAUUCUCCAGAGAAAUCCAGCCACAUCAUUCUGGCCUGCUGUGUGCUUCACAACAUCUCCCUGGAACAUGGGCUGGACGUGUGGUCUUCGCCAGCCACAGGACACAUGGAACAGCCGGAAGAAGAGUAUGAGCAAAUGGAAUCAGUGGACUCGGAAGCCUGUCGUAUUCGUCAGGAACUUUUACUUACUCAUUUUAGCUAAUGUUGUGACAGAGAAAAGGCUUCUAACAGUUCAUCUGGGAAGUUAUCCAGAGCAGAUAUGCCCCUUCGUCUUCUUUAAGUCAGUAAAGACCAAGCAGAUGUGAGACAAGGAGAAAUUUUACACUCUUCAUUUCAGGCGAAUUUCUGAACUUCUCUCAGUUUCGUCAGAGAUGCAAUUUAAUUGUUAAAGUUUUACUGUUGUGACACUUAGAGGCUCCCCUUUCACCUGACUUAGAGAACAGAGACUAACAUGACAUCAGUGGAGAAAUUUAGGAAGUUGCCUUUGAUAAUGAUGAAAAAUAUGUAAACCUUGCACUUUUUUACAAAGCAACAAUUCUAUGCUACUGUGUAACCCAAAACACUUAUGAUUGAUUUUUAAACAGCAUUUCACACAAAUUAAAAUUCCAUAUGAGCUCCUGUCUA